This is a messenger RNA of Eruca vesicaria subsp. sativa (arugula), 3036 nucleotides long. Lineage: Eukaryota; Viridiplantae; Streptophyta; Magnoliopsida; Brassicales; Brassicaceae. The record is from the annotation of a GenBank genome assembly.
AUGGGCUCCGAUAAGCACUCUGCUCGUUUCCUCAAUAAACUUAAAAUGGAGAGAGUCAGAACGAUGCUAACGCAUACUUACCCUUACCCGCAUGAGCAUUCACGCCACGCUAUGAUUGCUGUCAUCAUGGGCUGCCUAUUCUUUAUAUCCUCGGAUAACAUGCACACUCUCGUAGAAAAGCUUGACAACAAUUUCAAAUGGUGGUCCAUGUAUGCUUGCCUUCUUGGAUUCUUCUAUUUCUUCUCAUCUCCGUUCUUAGGAAAGACUAUUCAACCAAGCUACUCAACCUUCAGUCGUUGGCACGUUGCUUGGAUUUUAAUUGCAGCUUUGUACCAUCUCCCAAGUUUUCAGUCAAUGGGAUUGGAUUUGAGGAUGAACUUGUCCUUGUUUCUUACUAUCUACACAUCAUCCGUAGUCUUCCUUUUUGUCUUCCACAUUGUUUUUAUUGGGUUUUGGUAUCUCGGUCUUGUUUCUCGUGUGGCUAGAAGACGCCCUGAGAUCUUAACCAUUCUUCAAAACUGUGUUGUUUUAAGCAUAGCGUGCUGUAUUUUCUACAGCCAUUGUGGUAAUCGUGCUUUUCUGAGGCAAACACCACUAGAAAGAAGGCGUUCUAGCAACAGUACUUGGCUUACUAAACUCAUUCAGAUUGAUGAGUUUAAAGACCAAGUCUGCUCUUCAUGGUUUGCUCCUGUUGGAUCUGCUAGUGAUUAUCCACUCUUGUCUAAAUGGGUCAUCUAUGGGGAGUUAGCAUGCAAUGGGUCUUGUCCUGUUACAUCUGAUGAAAUUUCUCCUAUAUACUCAUUGUGGGCAACGUUUAUUGGUCUUUAUAUUGCCAAUUAUGUAGUGGAGAGAUCAACAGGGUGGGCACUGGCACACCCUGUGUCUGUCAACAAUUAUGAGAAGAUGAAGAAGCAGCAAAUGAAACCUGAUUUCUUAGACAUGGUUCCUUGGUAUUCAGGAACUUCAGCUGAUUUGUUUAAAACUGUGUUCGACCUUCUCGUGUCCGUGACUGUGUUUCUUGGCCGCUUUGACAUGCGGAUGAUGCAGGCUGCAAUGACCAAAACUUGUGAUGGAGACGAGAGAAAAGAACUAUUAUAUGAUCAUUUUACCGAAAAGGAUGAUUUCUGGUUUGACUUCAUGGCGGAUACUGGUGAUGGCGGCAAUUCAUCAUAUUCUGUAGCAAAACUUCUAGCUCAGCCUUUUCUCAAUGUCCCGCUAGAUGAUGAUAUUAUAUCUCUACAAAGGGGUAACGUGUUGCUUAUUGGAGGAGAUCUUGCAUACCCCAAUCCAUCAGCGUUUACAUAUGAAAAACGUCUGUUUUGUCCUUUUGAGUAUGCGCUGCAACCUCCCCAAUGGUAUAACAACGACUCAAUAUCUGUUGAGAAGCCUGAGUUACCUGAAGGGGUUUCUGAUCUGAAGCAUUAUGAUGGUCCUCAAUGUUUUCUUAUCCCUGGAAACCAUGACUGGUUUGAUGGUCUCAAUACCUUCAUGAGGUAUAUAUGCCAUAAAAGUUGGCUUGGUGGCUGGUUAAUGCCCCAAAAGAAAAGCUAUUUUGCCCUCCAGCUACCUAAAGGAUGGUGGGUGUUUGGUUUGGAUCUUGCCCUCCAUGGUGAUAUUGAUGUCUAUCAGUUCAAUUUCUUUUCAGAAUUAGUGAAGGAAAAGGUUGGGAAGGAUGAUGCAGUGAUUAUUAUCACACAUGAGCCGAACUGGCUUCUUGAUUGGUAUUGGAAAGACAAUACUGGAAAGAACAUGAGACACCUGAUAUGCGAAUUUUUGAAAGACAGGUGUAAACUUAGAAUGGCAGGAGAUUUGCAUCAUUAUAUGCGUCAUUCAUGUACUCAAUCAGAUGGAGCUGCUGCUCAUGUCCAACAUCUCCUUGUUAAUGGUUGUGGAGGGGCUUUUUUGCAUCCCACCCAUGUGUUUAGCAACUUUUCAAAGUUUUAUGGUGCUUCCUAUGAAAGUAAAUCUGCUUACCCUUCUUUUAAAGAUUCAAGCAGGAUUGCUUUGGGAAAUAUUUUGAAGUUUAGGAAAAAGAACUGGCAGUUUGAUAUCAUUGGUGGCAUCAUAUACUUUGUCUUGGUCUUUUCCUUGUUCCCUCAGUGUAAGCUAGGCCACAUCUUAAGAGGUGAUUCAUUUUCUGGCCACCUGGGGAGUUUCUUAGGCACAGUUUGGAGCGCCUUUGUGUACAUAACAGAGAAGUCAUAUGUGUCUUUCACCGGUGUUGUCAUGUUGCUAAUAACUGCAGUUAUGUUUGUUCCCUCUAAAAUAUCUCGGAAGAGACGGAUGUUAAUUGGAGUUCUUCAUGUUACUGCACACCUUACUGCUGCUUUGAUUCUUAUGUUGCUUUUGGAACUCGGUAUAGAAACCUGUAUUCAGCAUAAGCUCCUUGCAACCUCCGGGUAUCAUACAUUGUAUCAAUGGUACAAAUCAGUAGAAAAUGAACACUUUCCAGACCCCACUGGCCUUCGAGUCCGUAUUGAACAGUGGACCUUCGGAUUCUAUCCAGCUUGCCUCAAAUAUCUUAUGUCAGCAUUUGAUAUCCCUGAGGUGAUGGCGGUUACACGGACAAACAUUUGCCGGGAAGGAAUGGAGUCGCUAUCACGAAGUGGAGCAGCUAUAUAUUAUGCUUCUGUCUUCCUCUACUUUUGGGUCUUCUCAACUCCUGUUGUGUCUUUGGUCUUUGGAAGUUACUUGUACAUCUGCAUCAACUGGCUUCACAUACACUUUGAUGAAGCAUUCUCUUCCCUCCGCAUUGCUAAUUACAAAUCAUUCACACGUUUUCACAUCAAACCUGAUGGAGACCUUGAAGUCUUCACUCUCGGAGUAGAUAAGGUGCCAAAGGAAUGGAAGCUAGACAAGGACUGGGAUUCAGAGCCAAGAUCAACGGUGAAGAUGAGUCACCACAGAAGAUUUCCAAGUAAAUGGUGUGCAACAUCAUUGCAACAAGAUCCUAUCAACACUGUAAAAGUUGUAGAUCAUUUUGUUAUUAGUAGAUCAGAUAAAGAAGUAGGAGGAUCUUAGUUAGAACCAGUUUUU